This is a messenger RNA of Marmota monax (woodchuck), 1298 nucleotides long. RefSeq names its product basic salivary proline-rich protein 2-like. The record is from RefSeq and is a predicted model, not a curated record. Bases 1 to 1107 code for a protein of 368 amino acids. The transcript is spliced from 6 exons. Lineage: Eukaryota; Metazoa; Chordata; Mammalia; Rodentia; Sciuridae.
AUGACGCCUAACUCCCCGCAGCUGAGCCGGGGAGGCUGUGGCAGGGGUGGCCUUGGAGGUACAGGAAGGAGCCGCUACAAGCCUGGCCUCCCCGACCUCGUGUCUCAGGAGUCCUGGAGCAGGAGCGGAGGGCACUCGCUCAGCCGCUCUCUCCUAGUGCCCGCUGCAGGUCAGGCCCUGAGCCUGGCCAGGGUGGCCGCACCCUGGACAGAACUCCUACCUCUCAGGAACUCCUGUGCCCACGUCAGGGUCAGCAGAAGAUGGACAAGAGGAAGCAAAUCAGUCGAUGGACAGGGGCCUGGACCCCCAAGAAGGGUCCCAGAGUGCGUCCCCCCCAGUACGUUCCAUCACUGCCUCCUGGAGGCCGGAUACAGCGUGGACGGCCCUCAGUCCCCACCACAGAGGGCCCCACAGAGGAGCUCAGAGCUGCGUCCUCCUGUCACCGGAGCAGAUGAAGUGCCACCUGCUCCCCUCUCUGGAGCUUGUCACUUCCAGUUAGCAAGUCCCUGGGGAGGCUGCUGCUCGCCUGCACCUGGAGCCCAGGACCCUCCCUCCAGGCCCCGGCCUUGGGAACCAGCUCCCCGGGAGCUGCAGGACACCAGCCAGGGACCCCCCAGAGCCCGCACCCCUUCAAGGCAAAGUGGGCCGUCCCUCGUCCCCUGCCCAGGGGAGCCUGUCCUCCCCCGGAAGCCAGGAUGGGCUCUGCCCACAGCCCUCCCUGGCCCGGGGGAACUUGCUGUUGAGACCCACUUCUCGGAGCCAUCCUGGGCCAGCCGGGAGCCCGGUCAGGGCUGGAAACUUCUGCAACAAAAACCGUGUGCCUCGGAGGUGGGACCAGUCCCCGCCCACCGCCGCAGCCUCCCACAGGGACAGUCCCUUCCAGAAGGGCCUCCUGCUCCUUGUGCCCUGAGGGGGAGAGAGACUCAGUCACCAGGCUCUCACAUCAGCCCACCCAGUCCAUGUCGCCUCCCUCCUUGGGGUCCUCCUCGGUCAAAUGGGGCACAAAACAGGCCCCCCCAAGGACACUUAUGGGGCGCCUGCUGUGUGCACCCUCGUUGGGAGCCCUCCUGCAUUGGCUCAUUCUUCCUCGUGGCAACCCUGUGGUGAAGCCUCCAUCCUGGUCCCCCAUCCACAGUGCAGGACAGGCUCCAACUGCGUGGCACCUCAGGCUCCCUCUGCAGCACCCGCCUCUCUUCGGGGCUUUGGCAGGGACUGGGAGCAAGACAGCCUCUUUGCCUUGUCGUGGAUGAAAUUGGAUGAAAUAAUAAAACAUUAUUGAGCCUUAAAAGGGAAGAAGA